Messenger RNA from Dimorphilus gyrociliatus, 2568 nucleotides. Lineage: Eukaryota; Metazoa; Annelida; Polychaeta; Dinophilidae. The record is from the annotation of a GenBank genome assembly.
UAAAAUGGAGAAUAAACUACUCAACUAUCAUUAUACAACUAUAAAAGAUUGCCUUGAGAAUGUUAGUUUGUUUGAAACACAUUUAAAAUCCAAGAGAAUUGUAACAACAGAUUCAUUAGAGGAGUGUGGGAAUUUUGAAUCAAUUUUUAAAAAGCAUAUUUGUCAUAUGAAAACAGGAGAUUUAAUUGAAAUAUUACUUAAUAUGGACUUGGAAAAAUGUUAUAAAUUAGUUAAUUUAAUAAAAAAUACAUGGAAUAAUUUAUUAGAAAAGAGAAAGGAAUGUAUAAUGGAAGAAUUUGGAACAAUUAAAAAAUUUCCAUUCCAAAAGUACAAUGAUACAAGUAUUAAUUUUAAAAACAUUUUAACACCAGUUCAAAUUGUUCCAUCAUCAAAAAAUUCACAAAAUAAUUGUACUAAUUAUAAUAGUGAUAUUGAUGAUGAUAUUUAUCAAUGUGUCAUUGAAGAGGGUUGUCAGAGAAUACUAGUAAGAGGAGAUGCUGGUAUGGGCAAAACUUUCCAUUCGAUGAAAUUAUUAUAUAACUGGGCAACUAGUGAUAAUUCGUUGAGAGACUACUUACUUUUAAAAGUCAAUCUUGCUGAUAUAGAAGAUGAUGACGAUUUAGAAAAAACACUAUUUCUAAACAAUUUUACAGAAAACACUGGAGUAAAUUUACAACUUUUUCAAUAUUUCUUUACUGAUUAUGAAAAGGAUUGCAAAGAGAGAAAAAAGAUACUUCUUCUUUUAGAUGGAGCCGAUGAGCUGAAAUAUGAAAAUUCAAAAUUUUAUUCCAUAAUAACAAAGAUAAAUCAAAUAAAGUAUCCAGUCAUUGUUUGGUCAAGACACUGGAAAAUGAGAUAUGUUAUAGAAACGUAUGAUCGGAUUUUUGAAAUAAUUGGCUUUAGUCCAUAUAAUGUCAAAUUAUAUUUUCGAAAAUUUUUCAAUGAAGAAAAUACGCCAUCAUUAACAUAUGAAAAUAUGUCAAAUCAACUAUUUAAAUAUUUAAAUGAAGAGAAAAAAGAUAUUCUAGAAAUAUGUCGUUAUCCACUUGUUGCAAAUUUAAUUGCAGGUUUAUGGGAGGAAACAAAACACGAAAAGUUGUCUGAUGAAUAUUCAAUUUUUAAGGAAGUUAUUAAGAUUACUCUCUCAAAUAGAGGUAUUGAAAAAGGUAGUAACAAUUAUAUUGAAGCCAUGAAAUAUUGUUCAAAAGUAGCAUUUGAAAAUUUAGUUUAUGAUAAAAAAAUCAAUUCAAAUGAAAUUUUUGAAAAAACAAAUUAUUUUGGUGGAAUAUUAACUCCAGUAAAAGUAAGAGCUACACUGAAUUCUUCUACAAACAAAAAUGAAUAUAAAUUCAUUCAUUUCUCAUUUCAAGAAUAUCUAACAGCAAAUUAUAUCAUCAAAGAAUUCCCAAAUGAAGUUUUAAAUACAGAAACAUUAAAAUUAAUUUUGGAUAAAAGUAAAAAUUUAUAUCUUUUAACGAAAGUUUUCUUGUUUAUUCAGCAAAGGAACAGAGAAGUUUUCAUUAUUCUGGUGAAAAUUAAUAUUAAAAUUCUUUCAAUUGUUUCUGACACAAAUGAACAAAUUAUUCAACUUUUAAAAGACAGGAAACAAUCAAGUGAAUUAUCAGAAAUUAAACUGUAUUCAUUAAAUAUGGAGAUUUCAAUGUGGAAACUAAUUACUUCAUUUUUUAAUAAUUCAAUUACAGAAAUUGAUUUUUUUCAUGUUCAAAUUGAUUUUCUUAAGUUUAUUGCCAUUUCCAAAUCGACUUUAAAAGGAACACUUAAAACGUUAAAAGUUUGUGGAGGUGUCAAAAAUUCCAUUUCAGUAGAAAUUCUUGAAAAAUUAUUAUAUGAAAUGGUAAAUUUGGUUGAAUUAAAUAUUUCAAAUAUUCAAUUUGAGUACAAUGAAAAAAUGGGAAGUGUUACACUAUCAUCAGAAAAUUUAAAGAAAUUAACAUUGAAAAAUUGUAAUAUUGAAGUUUUGGGAGAAAAUUCAAUUGAUUUGCAUUGUUCUAAUCUUUGUUUUCUUAAUUUAUCUGGAAAUAAUUUACAAGAAUCCAGUUUAAAAAGUUUAUUUGAAAACAUUGAAAAUAUAAUGGAAGAUAUUCAAUAUUUAAAUCUGUCUAGAAUGGAGGAUAAUUCAAUUGCUUUUGAAUAUAUCUACAAUCAAUUUAAAUUCACUAAUUCAAUUCUUGAAUAAUCAUAGACAAAUUGAAAAUCUUGAACUGAAAGGUAAUAACAUUGAAGAGAAUUUGGAAAAUUCCUUUUUCAAUUGUCUGCUAUCAAUGAAAAAUUUGGAAAUUUUAAAACUUCCACAAAUACAUUUUCUACAAGAUAAAAAUAUGGAAAUUGAUGAUGGCUACACUGGAGAAACUUUUCUAAAUUUAAAGUCAUUAGAUACUGGUGAAAAUUCAUUAGAGAAUCCAAAAAUGUGGAAAUAUUUUAAAAGAAUGUUAAGUAAUUCAAGAAAGCUAGUUGAAGUAAACUUAAAUAAUUCAAAAUUUAUUUCAAAGCAAUUUCAUAUAAUUUUGGAUUUAAUAAAUUCAAUUCCUUCAUUAAAUUAUAGAGAAU